This is a messenger RNA of Penaeus vannamei (Pacific white shrimp), 1021 nucleotides long. RefSeq names its product heat shock protein 22. Lineage: Eukaryota; Metazoa; Arthropoda; Malacostraca; Decapoda; Penaeidae. The record is from RefSeq and is a predicted model, not a curated record.
UGGUGACGUGGAGGCCUUCAUGGCGAGCGGCGUGAGGUUCGACGUGGUGAACGAGAACGAGCUGAUCAUCGAGAGCUGCGCGGAGAACGGCGAAGGGAACCCCGCCUCGAGGAAGGGCUUCUACCGCCGGUUCCUCUUCCCGAGCCUCGUCAGCGUUGAUACUGUGCGAUCUGUGUUGUCCCGCGACGGCAUCCUCACCAUCACCGUAGCUAAGAAGGUAACAUCUGACUUAAGCAUUGGAGACAUUUCAUAGUUUAAGAAAAUGGAUUGAACACAAAUGCAAAAUUAGAAGCCUCGUUUCGAGUGCGCUGAACACUCAAGACGCCGGCGAAUGGACUCGCCGGAGAUGGAAAAGACCUCCUGAGGAAGAAGACCUUGGGAAAAUCCUCACGAGAAAAGGCUUUUGUGAUAAUCUUCGCCAGGAAUUCUUGUCGAUGUUAUUCUCAGGAACGUUCUUUACUUAUGGCCAAAACACCAGACUGGAAGGUGCCGGAUUUUUUGCAGGUGCGAUGAUGCAAUAUCUGAACAAGUGCGGAUGCGCGAUAAUUGCGCCUCCUAAGUGCGCAAAGCCGGCCAGAUUCAUGUCACGUGCGAUUCAGCUAAAAGUUUAAUCUAAUUGCGCUGAUUACGAAAGGCGAUUAUCAAGUCCAGUCCUCGGUUACAAAUGCGCAUGAUAACGAAUGCUGACAGACAUGUAAGGACUGAGACAUCCUUACCAGACUGGCCAGAGAAUGACUGAACUGCACAGCUUUUCAUACAGAAAGACUAGAAUGCAGAUCUGCGCAAUUCACUCCAGAAUUUCAUGUUUUAUUAAAUGUCUUAAUAGGAAAGACAAGCUUGUACUAGAUUCGCUUCGGGUUGGUGGAAUUCUGGGAUGAGGAAACACGUCCACACCAGAAUAAUCACAGCAAGACAGAUUUCCGCGAUGGCUGUUGUAAAGAUAUUCUUACCACACUGCCUGUAAGACUUCAUUUCCAUUCAAUGAUGGCGUUCUAUAAUAAAAUCAACAUGAUAUACCUGA